Messenger RNA from Varroa destructor (honeybee mite), 2307 nucleotides. Its product is annotated as neuferricin. Gene Ontology annotation, cellular component: endomembrane system; membrane. NCBI's taxonomy places the organism in Eukaryota, Metazoa, Arthropoda, Arachnida, Mesostigmata, Varroidae. The record is from RefSeq and is a predicted model, not a curated record.
UGACCGAAUUAGCAUGUGCCGAGCGCUUGAGUUUGGAAUGGGUGACCUGCCAUCAGCAGACUUACCCCCCUAAAACCGGCAAAUGCAACGCGCGGUCGUACUACCAGUUUGCAACGCGUUUGGCAAUCGUUGAUGUCACGAGCACGAGACACUAGCGCUGGCAGACGUCGGUGGACGAAGACGCCGUUGGACUCAAGUGCAAAACUCGCGAGUCCCCGCUGAAUGGGGCCACUGCCCGUACAUCUGGGUCCGUCUUGCCUGGGCCACGUAAACGAGGCUCGAUUAGCUCUAUGUCGUGAAUGGUUCCACAUAUAAAGCGUUGGGCUUCUCGUCGCCGCUGUUGUCGUUACCGUUAUGGCUUUUGACGUUGCUGCCACGAUGAGUCGAAAGGUGUGCGAUACGUGGUUUUACGCGAUUCUUAUCUGCUCUGUUGGAGUUUCGCUUUAUUACUAUUAUCCUGAAGUCCAGAAUCGUUUCCCGCAGGCGACCGCCAUCCUCGAAAUGCACUACAAAAAAAUCACGAGUCAAUUCGUGUCUUCAAUGCAACCGUAUGUUCCACUCCUAAGAUCAAUCAGCCUGCCUCCAGGAAUGUUCAACGCGGACACCUUGGCCCGCUAUGACGGCAAAACGGGAUCAAAGGGACUUUACCUAGCUCUUCUUGGGAAGGUGUACGACGUGGAGAAAGGCGCGAAGUACUACAGGGAAGGAGGCAGUUAUUCGUUCUUUGCUGGCAAAGACGCUUCGCGGGCGUAUAUCACGGGUGACUUCUCUGACACUGGUCUGACAGAUGACUUAACAGGUCUUUCGGAAGAGUCCGUGGCUGGCUUGGCAAACUGGAUAGAGAUGUAUCAUAAAGACUACCCCUAUAUGGGAAAGCUUGUUGGAAGGUAUUACACGAUAACCGGAGAGAAAACCGCCGAACUGCGGCGAAUUGAGGAACUGUUGUCUAGGGCUCAGGCCGUUAAGGACAAAGAAGAUGAACAGAAAAAGAUGUUCCCGCCCUGCAAUUCAGAAUUUAACACUAAAACAGGACAUCGCGUCUGGUGCAGUAAUCAAAGCGGAGGUAUUGAGCGAUCGUGGGAUGGAGUUCCCCGCAGAUUUCAUCCCCCUGGAAUGAGUCAAGAAAGAUGCGUCUGCGUCCGAACUACAGGCGCUCCGUAUGACAAUCCGUCGGCUACAACGAAUAAUGGUGACCUGUCAAAUCCUAACCUUAAGGAGUACCCCAAUUGUGAACCGUCAUCUAAAAGCUGCAAACUCAAGUAGUCUUCAACGUGGUGAUAUCCAGAGUGACCUCUGUACAGGGCAAAACGUUCAUCAAGGCCGAAGGCAUUCUUUUUCGAAGAAAAGAAAAAAACAUUCGUAACACAUUAAAACCGUACAACGCCAACCUCAUCCCUACAUAUUAAUGCGUCUUGUUGAUACGGUAUUGAAGAUAUAUGAAAUAUGUGAGUUUAAUUUGAUUCAUAAUUGAAACCAACCGUAUGCAAUCAAUGUGCGUCGCCUUUCCCAUAGAAUAUAUUUAAAAACCUAUCUUACUAGAAACCUUCACAAACGUAAGGUUUAUAACUGCGGUGAUAUAAGCAGUAUGAAAGUGAAGAUCGUUUGAUAAUUUAUGCAAAGCAUAGAGAAAUAGUCGAAAGUUUUCUAUGAGUUCCAUUGUGCCACAGUGUAUGCUUAUAUAAUAGCAAAGCAAGAGUUCGUUUACCAAAACGUGUUUUUGUCUUUUGGCAGUAAGAAACAUCGUCUUGAUGAAAGUCAAACGACCAACUUGUUAAGCAGGUUGAACUUCAGCGUAUGCCAAUGGAAUCUUGUUAAGAGAUACUGCCCCAACGAAAUUCUAAAGCUGAAUGCAAUUUUCUACUCUGAUUGCGAAUGCAAGUAACUCAGAAUUGAUAGCUAUAUAGUACAUACAGCUAUCAAUUCAAGGAUGAGAUCAUGAGCAAACCGGCACGACCAUAGCGUCCUGCAACAUUAUGUACCCUACUAAGAUGCUGAAAACUCUUUUGCUGAGGAAAUAUCACAUGGCUAGCGUUUUUAAUGACCAAUUCUAAACUUAAUGAGCCUGUUUAUCGCAAUUCCCUGAAAAUCAUACUGGGUCAUUUCAGCCGAAAUUAAUUAAAAUAUUUAGAUGACGGUUCUUUCAGUACACCGACCGGUUAAGUCGUUUUUUAUAUGCUUUCAUUUUCGCCUCAAAAGGUAAAUGAUGAAUGUGAACAAGAUGCUAAAUUUAACCUAUGCAAAUGACUAUAUAGAUAGUAAAAUAAACUCAAAUAUAAUAAAAUUGAUAUUUAUUAAGUUAAACAAAAU